UACGUAUCUUUCCACGGCCUUCACCCUUACGUAACGGUCCUCAAUGGGAGGAGUUUUGCCACAUAAAAGUUGUUCUACAUAUUCCACAUAGAGAUAUUGAACAACUGACCAACAACUAUACCAUUGAAUGGUCAACUUUAUAUAACCGUUAUUACGAAGAGAUCAAUAAUGACCCAAUCGAUUUACUUGGACCUCAUGUAGAUGAAGUUACUUGGGCAGAAUUUUC
Racocetra persica is the source of this 226-nucleotide messenger RNA. The record is from the annotation of a GenBank genome assembly. Lineage: Eukaryota; Fungi; Glomeromycota; Glomeromycetes; Diversisporales; Gigasporaceae.